Alosa alosa (allis shad) is the source of this 5940-nucleotide messenger RNA. RefSeq names its product zinc finger protein 217 (gene znf217). Gene Ontology annotation, molecular function: DNA-binding transcription factor activity, RNA polymerase II-specific; RNA polymerase II cis-regulatory region sequence-specific DNA binding. The record is from RefSeq and is a predicted model, not a curated record. The transcript has 6 exons. Gene Ontology annotation, cellular component: nucleus. Lineage: Eukaryota; Metazoa; Chordata; Actinopteri; Clupeiformes; Clupeidae. The coding region runs from base 563 to 3538 and encodes 991 amino acids. Gene Ontology annotation, biological process: regulation of DNA-templated transcription.
GCAAAGAUAUACUGAAUGAGCGCGCUCAGUGCAACAGCUGCAUAGUGUGAGAUUUGCAAACAUUGAAUGCAAGCAAUCUGGCUGGCUAACAAUUGGCUAACUUAGCUAACCAGAACAUUACAGCGGACAUGAUAAAGUUAAGGUUGGGCUACUUAUUAAGUGACUACUAGAUUGCUGUCAAUCCCGUUACUUUCAUAAAUACGAUGGUUUCGGGCUAGUGCGCAAACAUAACACCGAGGGGAAACAUCAAGUACUCAGAUGAUCUCCAGUGCUGACACACUUGCCCUUCUUCACAUCAAGUGGAAUUGCUUCAGCUUUUCACAUUUACAACAUCAUGGCUAGCUUCUAUGCUCCAAGUUCCCUGGCAGCAGUUAAACUGACUUUCUGACAUGGCUGUUAACUGAAGUGGACAAAAGUAUUUAUCGUCCAUCCAAAAUCUGCCUAAUUUGACCAUACUUGGCCACUGGAAGGCCUUGAUAGUACUGUUUCAGUCAAGUAGGGGUGAAGAGGCAUUCAGGCAAGCUGCCGUACAUCUGGAGUCUGACUUCUGAGCUGCAGAAAGAUGCCUACUCACCCACUAAUCCCAUUUAUGGAGAGUCCUGACGGACUAGGACAGGACUUUCUCAGCAGCAGCAGUGCCAGUAUGCCUGGUGCCGGCUCCAGCAUGACACCCCAUGCCAGUCUUGCACAGAAAAAUGAUGUCCAGCCAGUAGGCGCCACCCUAGCAGUGGACUGUAUGUUUUGUGAACAAAGCUUUCAGCAGCAGGAAGACUUGGGACCACAUGUAUUGUCCGAGCACCCUACCACACUGUUUGGCCCAGCUGUUUUACGGGUGGAGGCAGAGUUCCGAACCCCUGGCGAACGGCCACGUCCCAGACUAGAAAAUGUCAGCGACCCAGUUGAUCUCGAGGAGGCGCCACCUAGCUGUGUGGUGUGUGGACAGGAAGUGGUAGAUGCAGCUGAGCUGGAGAUUCAUAUGAAGCGCCAUAAGGACUGCUACUGCUACUGUUGUUCAAUAUGUGGCCGUCGCUUCAAGGAGCCCUGGUUCCUCAAGAACCAUAUGCGUGCACAUGGCAGUAAGGCUCGUGGCCGAACCCUCCAAGACCCUGAGGGUCCAGUCACUAUCAAUGGGGUUGUGCAGGACCAACCCCUGCCCAGUGGGAUGUCAAGCUACCGGUUGUGCAUGAUCUGUGGAUUUUUCUUUGCUGACAUGAAGGCACUUACUGAACAUAGCCGAGCACAUUGCCACAGGUUAGAGUCUGGUGAAGAAGGGGAGGAAGGGCCGUGUGAACAGCGUCCAGAAGAUGGUGAAAAGACCCCUACCUGCCAAGAUGCAUUCCUGAGGCUGUUCCAGCUGCAGCCAGCAGCUCAGACCUUAGAGCAACAGAGGGCCAGCCGUGGAAUUGCCCUCAACCCUGUCAACACCUACCAGGCCUGGCAGCUGGCCACCAAGGGGAAAAUUAUGACCGGAGUCAACGUGGCUAAAGAGCUCAGCCCGGACUCCAUAUCCGACAAUGAGGAUUCCUGCUCGGACAAGGAGGAGCUCGGCCGAAUAUGGGGCUCUGGACAAGGUGGGAGAGAGGAGAGAGCUGGGAAGGAUGGCCCUCACGGUCACCUCAAACCCAGCGGAGCGGAGACGCCUUCUCCAGAGCCAGACCAGAAAAGCCUGAGGAAAGACAAGCCCACACACUGCCAGGAGUGUGGAAAGACUUUCCGCACUUACCACCAGCUGGUGUUGCACUCUCGCAUCCACAAGAGAGAGCGGGUCGGAGCCGAGAGCCCCACCCCUUCAUUGGAUGGGAAGGCCUAUAGCACUGGCUCAGCUGACAGCACAGGACUGGACAGAACGGAGGAGUAUGCAGAAGAUGUCUGUGAGAACGGCAAUCCAGAGCUCCUUUCAGAUAAAAAAGACGAGAAGUUGAAGCUGAAGAUUCUUGCACCGUCACGUACAUGCACGUAUUGCAGCAAGACCUUUCGCUCCAACUAUUACCUCAAUAUUCAUCUCAGGACACAUACAGGUGAGAAGCCAUAUAAAUGUGAGUACUGUGAUUAUGCAGCGGCACAGAAGACCUCCCUGAGGUACCAUCUCGACCGCCGCCACAGGGACAAGCCUUACACUGAGAUCCCAAACAUCCCUGUGUCCUCCACUACCCCCACACCCAUUACCAAGGAGAAGGAGCCCUCCUACAGGUCCUUCUCCCCUAGUGUUCCCAGCGCUGUGGAGGCUAAGCCUGACACCAGGGAUGGCCUGUGUCAACGAAGCACCAUGGCCAGCUGCAGCUCAGUGCCACAAGCAAAGGCCGAGCCAGCAGAUAGGGUGUCAAAGGUCAUCACAGCCUUGAAGUCUGGAGACAAAGAUGAGGAAACCCUGAAGGCUGAAGGUGGUGAGGAGUGGGGAUCCCCUCUGGACUUGUCUGUGAAAGUGUCUGUGUCGGUAGCGUCUGCCUCUGAGCUUUGCAGCCAGCUGCCCACCAACACCUGCCUGUCCUGCCCCUUCAGCUCCCUCUACCCGGAGGUCCUUCUGAUGCACCGGAAGCUGGUCCACAAAGAGAAGCUGGAGCAGAGCAAGCGGCAUGCGGGCAGAGGCUCUGGCACUGCCCUAAAACUGAAACGUCACACAGGAUGCCCCCCGGCUCUUGAGGGAAGAGAUGUGAGCCCUCUGAUCACCGUGGACCGCAAGCACCCUCGGAGGACCUCAUCUCCGCCACCCCUUCCAGCUCAGCCUCCAAAAGCUGUUGGGAAGAGCCAGCCCUUUCUUAACAAAGCCUUUCAUUCUCUGCCUAAAUGCUCCUCUCUUAAAAAGCCAGAACUGGACAGACAAGGCACCAGGUUGAUCGUUCCGCAUCCCAGCCAUGUGUCCGGUAAACUGGAUCUGGGACCCGCUGAAUCCUCCUCAGUGGCUGGCAAUAAGCAAGUUGCGAUGCUACUGGAUCGGGACAGAGGUGCGAGUCAAAGGGGAAGUGCACUGUCUUCGGUUCAAGGCAGUGUGGUGUGGCCUUCUGACGCAGUGCGCCUCUGCCUGUCCAGCAGGUUUGCACGGCUUCCACAGAGAGACUAUGACGAGCCUGUCACCAAGCGACUUAAGCAGUGUGACUCUGCGUUCGAUCUGCCUGGAGCCAGACGGCCACUAGAGGAGCACUCUCAUCACCUGCCCCCAGACCUGGCCAGGGUCAGCGUGCUGCCACAGGGCAACGUAGCCUCCGCCGCUGGUCAAGGAAACAAAAUGGCCCCCUCUGUGGGCACAGCACCUCGAGACUCGGACAGGAGCGUGAUCAGCCUGCUACGCUCCUACAGCCCCAGUGACCUGGCCUCAGUGUAUCGUAGCAACCCCAGUGACCUGGCCUCAGUGUAUCGUAGCAGCCCCAGUGACCUGGCCUCAGUGUAUCGUAGCAACCCCAGCCCUGCUAACCCACAUGGCACAGUGGGCAGAUCCUUGCUGUACCCUCAGUACUCUGGUAGCCUGCUGCAGAGGCCAGAGCCUCCCCAGGCAGGCCGACAGGAGCCCAAACACAGCCGACCCUCAGAGAAGAACUCUUAGCACUCAUCAUGGUCUGUAGUGUUCAAAGCAUUCUCCUACUUCAAAUGCAACUGGAUGGAAGGCUUGGACCUCCACUAACAAGCUGUGACCCUUUUUGUGUGCUCAUAUAUCUCACUACAUGAGAUGUGUUGGACUCUUGUAGUUUUGUGGUUGUGAGUGGAUAAACAUUGUAUGACUGAGAGAUUGGUUUAUUGGUGUGGUUGGAAGCUGAAACUUUCUCAAUCUAUCCUCACUGCUACUUAUUUGUUUUGGAGUAUAGUUUAUAAACAGCAGAAAGUGGGCACCUCUUUUGAAGCCCUUACAUCAUGUACUUUAAUGUUGUUCAUCUUCCCAAGAUGGCCAUAUUCAGAGAAUGGUCCAGCCAUCUAAAAAAAUGAACAUCAUUCAAAUCUCUUGAUUAUCUUGUUACCAAUGAAGCUUUUGGUGCACAGUCUGUUGAAAUAAUGUUUAAUGAAUGAAAGCGUUUCUAUUAUUCUAUUCAGUUACGGCUAUGUAGGUUUGAGGUGAGGUUUAACAGAAUUUAAAGGUAUGGAAGAGAAGAAAAUAUCCAUUUCAAAUAUACAUCUAAGUCAACUCUUGUUCAAUGCAUAAUAAUGUUCUUACUCUGAAACCGGUUGAAACGUGUGUGUGUGUGUGUGUGUGUGUGCGCACGUGUGUGGUACAUGGUCAGCUGAGGAGAAAAUUUGAUUGAUUGAUGUUUGUCUUGUGCACACUCCAUUUGUCAAAAAACCCACAACAGUUUCUUUUUGCUCUGCUCUGGAUAAGAGAAGUAUAAAAACCUGUAGCUGUCGCGAGUCUCCCUGAGCUCAAGCUCUGACUCCAUCAGCACUUCUGGGGGAUCCUGUGUAGGUGUUGGUUCACCACAAGCACUGUGACUACUACUACUACUACUACUACUACUACUACUGGGACCCAGGUUGGCUGUUGGCAACAGCCCUGGUUUUUCAGGCCUGUGUUCAACUGUAUUUGCAUUUUAUUUAAAGUCAACGUGUUACACAUCAGAAUGAUUGUGAUAUGGUGUUGUCAUUUUUUGUUUGUAUAUUUAUUUUCAACACGUGGUGUUUUUUAUUUGUCUACAUGGGCCAAUCUCAGUGAAUGUAUGCUUGCUAUUGUCUACAUGGGCCAAUCUCAGCGAAUGUAUGCUUGCUAUUGUCUACAUGGUCCAAUCUCAGUGAAUGUAUGCUUGCUAUUGUCUGUAUGCUUAUUUCAAGUUCUGCCGUGUCAUGUCUUAGAACAUUGAUGGACUAAUGCCUAUCCCAGUCUUCUUACAGCCUGAUUUAUACUUGAAACCAGUGUGCAUCAAUUUGAGAAGGGUAUUUCUGUUGUUUUUUUACUUGUGUUGAUGGAUUCACAUUGUAAUGCUGGCCAACAACCAAGAUGGUGUGGUACAGAUAAAGGAGCCUGGCAUAGACAUGCUCUGAUUAGACUCACUACUGAGGUACCGACUGAUGACCUGCCACAGGUACUGUUUACUGGAUAGGGGGGUCUGCAGUUUGACCCUGUGCUGCUUGGACAUUGUGUUUUGUCUUUAAAAGGUCAUUGCCUGGACUGUUGUUAACUUUUGAUAACUUUUGUUUUAACCACCACUUUCACAUCUUUCCACCUUCAGUCCUGGUAAAGAAUGCAUAGUAUUAUUUAGAUUGUCUUGGCACUUUCAUUAGGCGAUUGUGUGGGUGUCCUCCCCCCCCUCAGCUAUAUGUGGUGGUGUCCGCAGAGUGACACCAAAUAGUAUUUUGCCCAGCUCUGAAAUUCUUGUAACUCUUAUGUGAAUUUAGAGGGAAAGGGCAGUAAUGAAUUUCCCAUUUUAAAAAAUGGGAUUUUGUAGAUUUCUUCACUUUGGAUCAGAUAGAUUGUGUUGUGUUUAAAUGGCUAGAGUUUUGUGUGAUGAGUAAUGUCUGGAAUGGGUUUGGCCAGUGUGUGCACUGUCAGUAUUAUGCACUGAUGGCUUUUGAAUACAUUUUUGUCUUGGGGACCACUUGAGUAUUGUUUCAUUGUUCCUGUGACAUUCUGUCAUCUUCUGUAAACCUUGUAUAUGUUUAAGCAGCUGUGGUUGUAUUAGUUUUUGUAAAUAUUCCUUCAGUUUUGAUACAUUUUCUUAGGAGUAUCUCCAGCGUGUCAUCUAUGGAUGGAUCCACACAGAUAUCUGUGAGUGGUUGGUGUGGAGGAGGACAUUUCAGAUAUUGUUGUCAAAAUGUCAAGUCUUAUCAAUUAAAAUCAUAUAAGCUGUAUUGAUUUAAAGUUUAAAUGUUUUUCAGCCUUAAGACCAGUCUAUCAUGUCAACUUUUGCCAGUGAGUAAUGAAAUUGAUUUGGUCUACAAUUCCUUCUAUUAAGAAAAAAAAAAUGACCACGUGGUGAUAAUGGUGUGAGUAAGAUAACGUUGCAAAUAAAUAUGAAGACUUGA